CGCUAGCCGGUGUUUACAAUUCACAAGUUUGGAGAUUGUUGUUUUAAAAUACAUUAUUAGAUUUUUGUGUUUUUUUCAAAAAUGACUUCUAUAGAGGCGUAUGUAUUGCGCAUUAGACCGGCGGUCGAUGAUUUCGUCAAGCAACCAAGCAAAACAACACUGGCAAAAGUCAAACAGGAAGUAACAGGAUUUGAUUUUUCACAAGCGCACAUAUUUCAAGCACAAAUUGUUGUGCCGCUUGUGAUAAAGCUGGAUGAGCUCAAAGGUGAAAGCCAGGAGCUGCGCACUAGCUUGCUCGACGUAGUGCGUCAUAUAGUUUCCCAGCUUUAUCUAGCAGAUGAACGCGGCCUUCGCUCUAUACUCAUGGCUGCUUUGUUGCAGCUGCGGGUUCCUGGCGGUGCCAAAAUGCUGCCUAAUCUCUCGGAGGAAAUUAAAUUGGCAGCUGUGCUCUGUAUGUCGGAAGCUCUGCGACGCUCUCCAGGCGAUGUACUUGAGAUGUUUUACACCAAAGACAAGGUGUUGGUAAUUGGCCAAGUGCUGCUCACGCUAGUGGCUCUUAUACAACAGGAAAAGAAUCGCAAGUUGGUCAUUGCAUCGCUUGAUUGCCUUAUGGUCCUGUUUGGUGUGCAAGAAGGUGUCCUUGAGACGGAUUAUGUGCUACGCCAUCAAAUUGCCAAUACCAUCUUUAUCUAUCUGCCUAAAGUUGUAACAGUGCUCUUUGUGACUGCAAAGGGCGAUGACAAAAUGGGCCAAACCAUCAAAUCAAUGGCUGUAAAAGCCUUGGGUCGCAUAAUAUGCAUUAUGUUUGAGGAAACGGAUAAAAUUGGGGGUGGACGUUAUGAUCUGGAUGCAUUUCGAUUGCUGUUUGAUAAUGCCAGCAAGGAGCAGUCAAGUGAUCUAAAUUUGUUCGCAAGCAAAAGCAGCACACAAGAGCAGAACGAUGAGCGACUGAGGCAGCUGCAAGCGAACCCACGUUCCGCAGACUGGAUGACAGCCUCCAUGAAACACAUGACGCCCAUUUUCGCCGAGACCAGCAUACUGAGAGCACAUGAUAGCAUCGAAGUGCGCAAAGCAUACGCUGAAAUGUGUUGUCUACUGCUUCAGAAUUGUGGCAGCAAUCUGCAGCAGAACUUCCUCCACCUGCUAGAGAGCACUUUGGCUUUGUCUGAGGAUGAGGACCAACAAAUUGCACAACUGUGUCAAGCGACACUGCGUCAGCUGCAGGACCAACAACGUUAUUCCAGCAUCUUUGACGAAAAUGUCGAAUUGCUACUUGAUACGCAUCUGCACAGACUACCACGCAUUCUACAUCGUUGCGAUGACAACGAACAGUUUGCCGAGCUGCUAUUCCUUAAAGGUUGUUUGCACAAUCUCAGCGCCGACAAAUUACAGCUGCUGAUGCUGGUGCACAAGAACUUGGCGCUGUUUGUCAUGUGCCUACUGUCCGCCCUGGAUCAGCGUCUGUCACGUGAGCUGCUCAACGAAGAGUAUUCGUUGCGCAAAGUCGUUGAGGGCAGCACCAGAGAGUUGGCUGCACAACUCACUCAAUUGCCUUGGCGCCAGUUUAAAUAUCUUAGCUCGAAGCGUUGCGUGGAUGCCCUUUACGACAUUGGAGCGCUUCUGGGCAGCGAACCUGCUUUGCAUCAUUUAAUCUUUGACUUUUGCCAAGACUUGAUCAAACAACACAGUCCAUCUAUGAAUGAGGCUAUAUUAUUGAUCACGCUUAUGGUAACGCCUCAGCAACGAACUGAGCGUAGCAGUCGCUUAAAGUUGUCCCAACUUUUCGUAGAGCAGCUGCUCGCAGAUGAGCACUGGCAGUUGGCGUUGCAUCCAGAUGCAGCUUGGCGUCUCAAACCCGAUAAGCCCACAUCUUGGUGGCAGGAUCAUACACCUGGUAUGUACUCGGGUGCUUUAGAGGUGCGCACUCAGGAUUGUGAUUCGGACGAUGAGAGCGAACCGCUCAGCAGUCGCGUCAGUAUUUCAGAUGCUCAAUUUAAUGUGCUGCAUACCUGCAUUGUGCUCGAUGCCUUGGGUCACUGUGCCAGCUUUAUUGGCGACACCUUCGAUCGUCACAUUUUUCGCAGCUUGCAUAGAGUGCUUUUAAAGUUGGCCAGCAGCAAUACAAUUGUUCAUCAAGCUGCCACAUUUGCCUUUGUGUCCAUCCAGCGUGCAUUGAAGUAUGCUCAACCAUCACAUUUCAUUGAGUGCUCCACGGACUACAUCACAUUCCAUCUUAACACUCUGCUGAAGAAGUCGCCAGAGAGCAACGCCGCCGUGGAUAUUCUCAGCGUAGUGCUGCAAUAUAGCACGCGUGGCAAUGUGCCGCACUUGGACAGCAUAUUCCAGACAAUCUGUGAAGAGUGCGCCAAGUCGCAUCAAUCCGAUAACAUUUACUCAUAUCUGCGUGUCUUCAAUGCCUUUCUGCGUCACGUCACCAGUUGGCAAAGUGAAACAGUGCAGCAAGUUGACGACAUUCAAAUGCAAGUGGAGGAUGAGGAACAUCAUAUUUUAAACACUUGGCUAAAUGUUCUCAAUAAGGUAACGAUUGAUGAACCCAUUGAUUUGAAUAGUGCGCCCAAGGAAGAACCAGAUGUCACUAUGCCGCCCGAAGGCGACGAAAAGAAUCCCUCAACAGAGCCUACGAAACCGGAGCUACCGCGUCAUAUUGCCAUGACUAAAGAGAUAUUAAGUCAGGUAAUUAAGUUCUUAUCAAACUCGGAGCAGACGCAACAAAUUCUGGCUCUGGAAUGCCUGGCUACUGGAGUACCACUGCUCGCGGACUAUGAGAACGAGCUCUUGCCGUUGGUGCAUCUAAUUUGGCAGCCACUGGUUGAGAAAUUUCGUCAGAAAGAUGCUCUUGUGUUAAGUCGAUGUUUCAGUCUUCUGCACAUACUCGGUUUGCAUGCUAAGGAUUUUAUUUUGAAGCGUAGUCUUAGUGAUGUUGUGCCACAACUGCGGGAAUUCCUUAAGGCAGCCAGCGUACACAGCAUCGCAGAGAAAUCUCUAGCUUCAACGCAAGAAUACAAAUUGCAGCUGAAGCUAUUGGAGCAUUUACCGGCAUUCAUUCGAAGCUUGCAGAUUGAUGGAAAACAUUUGCAUGACCUACUCAGCAUUGUGGCCUUGUAUUUGUCGCAGGCACAACCUAAGGAAAUGCAGCAACUUGCUGCACAAGUUUUCCACAAACUAUUUGACUACAAUGGACCAUUUGUGUAUGUGACGCUGUUGCAGCGCGCUCAUCUCAAGGAUUACAAGACAAAUGUGAAUGACAUAUUUGAUGUCAUAGGAUUAAGUUUAGCCAAACAAGUCGAUGUUGAUCUUAACUAAUUAAAUAAAAAAGAAAUCAAUUUUAAUUAUUACACAAUUGCUCUAUUCUGCAUUCCAUUCAAAUAGUUUAAUAUUACAGAAUUUAAUGCUAAAUGUCUUUUGUGAUGCAUUGAAUUUGAAUUGAAAUGGAUUAUUGAGGUAUUUUUUGUUUCUAACUUGCGUAAUUUUUAUUAAAAUGACUUGAUAUAUAAACAAAUUUAAGGAUGAAACAAAAGCAUUUGGGCAAAAAAAUUAAAAUAAAAACGGAUAUAGAAAUGCGGGCGGGGCAGGGAUAGGGGAGAUUAUGUUAAAACUGUGUGGACCACGCAGAUUAUUGCCAAAAGUUUUUUGUUUUUAGAAAAUGCUAUGCAUAAACAUAAUACAUUUGUUUACUGUUUACGGGUUGAUUCUUUUCUCUUCAUUUAGUUUUAGUUUUUGUUUAAUAGCACAAACACUUUAAAGUGAUUUACUCAGAUGCUUAGCACCCAAAUUAAACUUAGCAUCUGACUUUUAAAGCCACAUUAAUUAUAUCAUUCUUUGUAUGCAUAGUUUUUCUUGUAUCAAAUAUAGCAGAAUUUGUUUGUUGUAAAGUGAUUGCUAUGCACAGUUGCCAUCAGUCCAACUUAAAACACAACAGUGUUAUUUACUCGAACUCCACCUUGUAAACAGUCGAAUAAUAAGCAAGCUGUUGGCUAAAAGGUCCUUUGAGCAUUUUAGAAUUCGUGGUUUUCCAGUUUUCUUGUUGUUGUGUUUUGCGAUUGUGGGUUCUCAAGCAUGGGCAGGAAGGGAUUUUUAGUUGUUCUUUUUGUUUUUGUUUUUUCUUUAGGAAUUUAUAGUGUGCUUAGCUAUUGUUAUGCAUAGUUGCUACGUUGCUAUGACUACGCCAGCCAGUUCAUCAGACUAUUGGCAUAUGCCAUAGGCUUCACAUCAGGAUGUGG
This is a messenger RNA of Drosophila sulfurigaster albostrigata, 4241 nucleotides long. It is a transcript of the gene Tti1, whose product is annotated as TELO2-interacting protein 1 homolog. Lineage: Eukaryota; Metazoa; Arthropoda; Insecta; Diptera; Drosophilidae. The transcript is spliced from 5 exons. The record is from RefSeq and is a predicted model, not a curated record. Bases 82 to 3324 code for a protein of 1080 amino acids. Gene Ontology annotation, cellular component: cytoplasm. Gene Ontology annotation, biological process: chromatin remodeling.